GCCCAUAUGGACCGUAUAUUUUUUUGGCGGCCCGACAAUGGUUAAGAAACACGGAACUAAAAUAUCAAAAGUAUUUGAGUAUCAAUAUUACAGCAUAAAUAUCUGGUAUCGGUGCUGUCGACAUUUCAGUUUCGACUCGCACAUCACUAAAUAGAAGGAAGCUACAGUUUGCUGUGGCCGAGGUCUUCUCCCUUGAGUGUUGUCUGUUUCGACUAAACUUUUUUUUUUUUGUAGUUUAAAAAAAUAAAGCUAUCCACACCGCUCUUAGGCUUCUUUUAGUGCGCCAAACGUGUCCCAAAAAAGACGAGUUGUGUCGGGCCCGAGCGUCGCGUCGUGUGUUGUGUUGUGUCUCUUUAAGUGCGGUAGGCAGUGCUGUUGGUCCGCGCAGGAGCCGCGCUGCACGCCGCUGCCUCUCCGCAGCUUUGCACUGCCGUCCUUCACUUCGGACGGGGGCCGACGGAGGCUAUAAGCUCAUCCCGCAGACCUGUGUCAAAUCCAACGCCGCGGCGGAACAGAUGCCAGGGGCAGGGGAACAAGGAGGGCGGGCUGCCUGGAGCGGACGGGUGAGCCUGCGGUCCCCACAUGACUUAUUAGUGGCGGGCUCCCAGGGAGCUGCAAGCGGCGAGUCGCGGCACAUCUGCGGCGUGUAGAUUAUUGAAGAGCACUCAGACUGCGCUGGAGCUCAUAACACCGAACUGGGGAAACUAAAGACAAUACGGAAGAACAUGUUGAGUUCUCACAAGAUGUGGAGACCUGCUUCUGACUGGGACGAUUAGUCACGCCAUGAAUCUCUUGGAUCCCCAUGAGGAGCCGACCACUCAAAGGUGAAAGGAUUUCAGCUUGGCCACUAAAUAAAACCCUCUUCCUGCUGCACAGCGUGGGAGAAAGUGCCACGGCGGUGCUGGCAUGGCAUCUCUGUAGGCUGAUAACCGGCGUGAAAGGAGUUGUGAGUGAUCGUCGUGCACUCCUUUUCUUACUGGAUGCACAGAGCGAGCACGCUUGGCUGGUAACAGGACAGGAGCAGACACCCACAUGGACUCUCACAGGUGUAUGUAAGGCUUCUUCGCGCAGCAGAAGUCAUGCCAUUAUCUGGAUGAUCGUAGUCGCAGAUUAACACAUCAAGACUGUCCUUAUUUGAAUUACCUUUUUUUGUCAGCGGGAAGCAGGAAGAGCUGCUGCUGAUUUGUCUGCUGCAUGACAGUUCAUCACUGGGCCCGUGUGCUCCAGUGAGCCAGCAUGGCCAAACCUCUGCUGAAGAUACAGCGUUAUUUCCGCAGGAAGCCCGUCCGCUUCUUUACGCUCAUCCUGCUCUACCUGACCGCCGGAAGCCUCGUCUUCCUGCACGCCGGCUUUGUUGGAGACGGCGGCCCCGGAGGGCGAGGGGGGCGUGACGCCAUCGUAGCCUCAGAGACGGGCGGCCACACCGCGUCGUCAGACAGUCGAGGACUGGGCAUCAUGCGAGUGUUCAAGGAGGCUCACAGGUCUGGGCGAGGCUACGCCCCAAUGUGGAAAAAAAAGACCAGUAUGUCCACAGAGGGCAAAGAUGGAGACUACUCCCACAACUGGAACCGUGCACUGAAGGCCCGCAAUGCUAAAGACAUCGACGACGGAAGAGCAAAAUAUAUCGGCUGCUACGUUGAUGACACACACAAGAGGGCCCUGAAAGGAGUGUCCUUUUUGGACUACAAAAAAAUGACUGCGUUCCGCUGCCAAGACAAUUGUGCAGAGAGAGGCUACAUGUACGCAGGUCUGGAGUUCGGAGCCGAGUGCUACUGCGGUCACAAGAUUCAGGCGGCCAACGCUUCAGAGAGUGAAUGCAACAUGGAGUGUAAAGGAGAGAAGAGCAACAUGUGCGGAGGAGCCAACCGGCUAUCCAUCUAUAGGCUGGAGCUGAGCCACGAGUCGGCACGGCGCUACGGCAGCGCCAUUUUCAAGGGCUGUUUCCACAGGCCGGACAAUGUCACUUUGGCGCUCCCUUUCAGCGUCUCCAUCCAAAACAUGUCCGUUGACAAAUGUGUCGACACGUGCACGGAGAAGGAGAAAUCUCUCGCCGUCCUGGCUGGAGAUCGAUGCCACUGCGGCUUCCCGACCCCCUUCUUCUCCCUCCACGAGCCGGAGGACGAGGGCAUGUGUCUCCACCGCUGCCUCGGCGAGGAGUUUGAAAGCUGCGGCAAUGACGAGUACUUUGUGGUGUACCAGACGCAGGUGCAAGAUAAUCGCUGCAUGGACCGACACUUCCUCCCCACUCGUGCCAAUCAGCUGGUUGCCCUCGCUAGUUUCCCCGGAGCGGGUAAUACCUGGGCUCGCCACCUCAUAGAGCUCGCUACUGGCUUCUAUACCGGCAGCUAUUACUUUGACGGCUCACUCUACAAUAAAGGAUUUAAAGGUGAGCGAGACCACUGGCGGAGCGGGAGGACCAUCUGCAUAAAGACGCAUGAGAGCGGCAAGAAAGAGAUCGAAACUUUUGACUCCGGCAUCCUCAUGAUCCGAAACCCCUACAAGGCUCUGAUGGCUGAGUUCAACCGCAAAUAUGGCGGGCACAUUGGCUUCGCCUCCCAGGCCCACUGGAAAGGAAAAGAGUGGCCCGAGUUUGUGAAGAACUACGCCCCCUGGUGGGCAUCCCACACCUUGGACUGGCUCCAUUACGGGAAGAAGGUCCACGUGGUGCACUUUGAGGUCCUGAAGAGAGACCUGUUCGCCCAGCUGAAGCGCAUGGUCCAGUUUUUGGGCCUGAGGGUUUCCGAGGAGCGUCUGCUCUGCGUGGAGGGCCAGAAGGACGGCAACUUCAAGAGGUCGGGGCUCCGGAAACUGGAGUACGACCCGUACACUCCUGAGAUGCGGGCCGACAUCAACGAACUGAUAAGAGCGGUGGACGCCGCCUUGAGGAAGAGGAACAUGCCUGGCGUCCCGGGUGAAUAUAUGCCCAGAUGAUAUUUGUGAUCCUCAGCCAUAGUGGCUUAUUAUUAGUUGGGAGAAAAUAAUAACGAAUUUAGUUUACAGUAGGGAAGAGAUUCAUAUGGCCUCAUUAAUUCGUUUGCAAUGCAGUCUGCUGAAAAUGAUGGAAAGCGUCACGCUGUGUGCCGCAAAACACGUAUAAGAAUAUUCAGCGCUCUACUGCCGCCUGGUGGCUAAAGAGUAUAGUGCACCCCCCGCAAUUUGUCACGCUUCACGUGUCAGGUAAACCGCGACGAAUGUGGCCGUAUGAAUCCCCUCCCCGCUGUGUGAGACGGCCCUGUUCAUCCUCUUCCGUGCACAAUUAGGCACGUGCACACGCCUUAACACGAAGAGGUGCAUUUCCUACGCUUUUCGAGGGCUCGCUUAUUUUCCCGAAGACGAGGAAGUGAGACGUAAACAUCGUCCGUCGCACAUCCGUUCUCACGCCAGGAAAUACGUGCAAUAUGCAGGCGAGAACUACCUGGUAGCGAUGAUACUGUGUGGAGUUUUUUAUGUCCUCCUCGGCAGGAGGAUUUCCCUUUUUUUUUCAUGAUAAAGUUCUCGGUUCCUUUUUGAGGAAGAUGCCGGCGAGUCCAAAGGGAGACGUAAUUUGUCCUGACAGCGUUUAUUUAUCUCUCACACGUGACCAGUCUACUCUGGAAUAUGUUCUCCUGUCACCGGAUUCAGCGGCGGAAACCCAAAAAGCAUGUGACAGUGCAACACUUUGGCCCAAAGAUUUCUCAAGAGUCCUUCUUUGUGUGCUUUAGUUCUUUUAUAACACUAGACUUCUUUUUUUUGUUGUAUGGUUUUGCUGUGAUAAGGGCAAUGAAAUAGUUAGUUAAGCAAGCUGCAAACAUUCUACUUUUCACAUCAGUGCGUCUCAUCCGUGCUCCAAACACGCACGGACAGCACCUCAGUCAAGGACUGAACACAGUGAUACCUCCUUUUUCAUGAGUCAUUGUCAGGUUCAAACACUGAUGACAUCUAUUAAACACACAAAGAAGCAAGGAAUUAAACAGAGACAUAAUUAAAUUUGGCUCAAUGAGGAGAAACGCGUACACCUGUACCCUUGAACAGUGUUCCACGCUCUGACGAAAGAUUGUACACCUCCUCUUUUAUUUGGACUUUCCCUGAUUACAUGGCAACAGCUGUUUCUAAGGGACGGGGGUCGUAAACAGCCAUCGCCUUUGAUUAAAAACAGUUCAAAGAAAAGGUCGUAAAACAGUUCAAAGAAAAGGUCGCCUGGAGGGGAUUCUGGUCCUGCUUCCUCUCCGCUUUGUAGUUCUCGGGUCAAGACAAAAUCUUGCUGUGGAUUACAAUACAUCAAAGAAACAGAACACCUUCAUGUUGCUUCCCAUCCUACACAGUGGAGUUUUACAAGCCUUCUUCUUGGUAGGAUCAAAGACAGCUUUUGUCUUCUCGCCAGGCACUCAUUGAAACACAAAGUUUUGUGAUAACUUAGAUCCAAUUAUUCUGACAGUUAUCACACAAAACCCCAAAUGGACGUUAUUAACGUUUAUUGGCAAUGAGCAGAGAAGGAAACAUGUCUUCCUUCUUUACUACGACUUUGAAUUCAAUAGUGUUUCUCACUUACUUUAUCAAAGUGCUGGUACUCGCAACUUUAUUUGGCCCCAUAGUGACUUAUUUUGCAGUCUUACCAUGGAGGUUAAUUUGUCUUUUUUAAGAAAGCUUUUUUUUGACACUGAAUUUAUCUAACUGAAAUUUUUGCGUUUUAAUCUUGUGAGCUGAAUUUUUUUCACAUCAAAUUUCAUCGAAUAAAAGUUUACGCGCAAAAUAUUUGUUAAAAAAUUCAGUGUAUAAAAAUUCAGCGUCUGAAAACUGUUUUUAAAAAUUCAGUGUUUUAGAAUUCAGUGUAUAAAAAUUAAGUUUAUAAAAAUUCAGUGUUUUAAAACUCAUUGUUUUAAAAUUCGGUAUAUAAAAAUUCAGUGUAUAAAAAGUCAGCUUCUGAAAAAACUAUGUUUGAAAAUUCACUGUUUUAGAAAUCAAUGUACAAAAUUAAGUUUAUAAAAAUUCUGUGUUUUAUAAGUCAUUGUUUUAAAAUUCUGUGUAUAAAAUUUCAGUGCUGAAAGAUUCGGUGACUGAAAAUUCAGUUGAUAAAAAUGUGGUUUAUGAAACUUCAGUGUUUUAAAACUCACUGUUUUAAAAUUUAGUAUAUAAAGAAUCAGUGUUUAUAUAUUCAGUUUAUAAAAAUUCAGUUUAUACAUAUUCAGUUUAUAGAAAUUCAGUGAAUAAAAAUUCAGUUCUGGAAAUUCCGUUGAAAAAAAAUCUGUAUAUUAAAAAUCAGUGUUUUAAAAUUCAGUGUGUAUAUAUUCAGUUUAUACACCGUGUGUAAAAAUUCAGUGCUGAAAAAUUCAGUAUAUAAAAAUUCAGUGUUUUAAAAUUCAGUGUAUACAUAUAUAUAUUCAGUUUAUAGAAAUUCAGUGAAUACAAAUUCAGUGCUGGAAAUUCAGUUUAUAAAAAUUCAGUAUAUAAUAAAUCAGUGUUUUAAAAUGUAGUAUGUAUAUGUUCAAUUUGUAGAAAUUCUGUGUAUAAAUAUUCAGUGUAUAUAUAUUCAGUUUAUAGAAAUUCAGUGAAUAAAAAUUCAGUUUAUAAAAAUUUGGUGUUUUAAAACUCUGUACUAAAAAAUUCAGUGCAGAAAAUUUCGCUGCUUGAAAAUGCAACACCCACUUUUGGUAAAUUAAGACUGAAGCAAUCGAUCCUGUCUCAACCUCCUGUUUGAGGUGUCAAUUCAGUUCACAAAAUUCAGUUGCAAAAAAUUCAGUUACAUAAAUUCAGUGUCAGAAAAAAGCUUUCGUAUUGAAGACACAAAUGAACCUCCAUAUUAUACUCAAUAAGAAAAACACUUAAUUAGGGCACAGAAUGAUACUCGGGCAAAGGAACUAGUUUGUUAGGUGCACUGAUGACCCGGCAACAAUUACAUUGAUUACAGUCAACUCUGGUUUAUUGCUGUUGAUUGGUUCCGGACAUGACCGCGAUCAAUGAAGUAGGAAUCAUUGAUUAUUAAUCCAACAUUAUCAUAGCUACAGCAUUAAAAAACUGCUUAUGAUUGUCUAAAUACAUUUUUUCACAUUAUGAGAGCCCUUUAGACAUAAAAUAACACCCUUUAAUCACAUUUACACUCUUUAAUCCAAUAUAGUAAUGCUGCUUGAGGCUGAGCCAAUCAGGAGCCAUAAUACUGAACAGUGCUCUCUGACGAGCUUGGUCUCUUCUAGAGGCCAAUACUAUUCUAUCAUUGAUAGUUAAGUUCAUUUGCUCAUUGUUAUGCUUGAAAAUGCUUCAUUUAGGGCGAAAAUGUUGGAGAAUAUGCUUAAAGAAACAGAAGAAGAUCUGCAAUGUGGUGAAGCCGCAAUAUUUGAUAAGAAAAGAUUCGAUAAGAAAAAAGCUUUGAUUUACAUCCUGGUGCUUUGAUUAAUCGUUUAGUGAGUAACUAAUACAACAAUUUGUAAAAAGUAUAAACAUAAGUUUAAAAAAAAAUUAUCAAAUCUGAGGAAUUUAUUUUAAUUUUUUAUAAAUGCACACAUUAAGAAAGAUUUUUUUUUUUACUGAUGAUGAUGUGCAUUUGUUCUUUAAAAAAAAAAAAAAAAAAAAAGCCGUACAAUCGUUGUUUAUUUCAACUGUUUCCCCUAAAAUACGCAAUUAUUAUUAUAUUAUUCGAUUAAUCCAGGGGUCGGCAACCCAACAUGUUGAAAGAGCCGUAUUGGACCAAGAAUACAAAAAACUAUUCUGUCUGGAGCCGCAAAAAAUUAAAAGCCUUAUAUAAGUGUUAUAAUGAAGGCAACACUUUAAGUAAGUGUCUCAGAGGGUGAGAUAACUCCUGGAAAUGACUUGCUUAGAAUGACCAAAGGUAUAGAUGUGUGUGUCCAAGUUAAAGGAAAGGACAGGCUGUCUUCUUCUAAUGGAUUUAUUACAAUCUUUGCAAGCUGGGUAACGUUUGCUGUGGUCUGGAACAACAUGGCACACAAUCAGAAAUGCAGCCAAUAUUACAUACAGAUAAUGUGUCCUGAGAGAUGCAAAUAUAAAUUAAAUACACAGAGGACAUAAGUCAAGGAAAUUAAAUGAGCUCAAAUAUACCCACAAACGAGGCAUAAUGAUGCAAUAUGUACACACAGUUAGCCUAAAUAGUAUGUUAGCAUGGAUUAUUAGCACUCCACGCAAGUCAAUAACAUCAACAAAGCUCACCUUUGUGCAUUCAUGCACAGCAUAAAAAGUUUGGUGGACAAAAUGAGACAAAGAAGGAGUGGCAUGAAACAAGUCUUUCUGUGGCAGCGUAGUAGAAAGUUGUACACGUAAACCAACUACGGUGAGUUCAAGGACCAAAAUUAGUAGGACAAAACGGUGCUGGCCAAAUACUGUCAUCAGUGAAGCAUAAACACAAACAUAUUAAACAGUGGGCUUUCUAAUAAUUAGGAAGGUUUGUCCUUCUAUAGAAACAAUAUUAAAACAACAAAUAUAUUUUCCCACCAUCUUUAAAAAAGCUCCAGGGAGCCACUAGGGCGGUGCUAAAGAGCCGAAUGUGUCUCGCUGACCCCCGGAUUAAUCGAUUAAUUAAUAAAAUAAUCGAUAGCUGCAGCCCUACACCCAAAACUGUGAUUUUAUGGAACAUUUUCGUUGAACAUCGAAUUCUCUAAAAACAGGAAGGUAUGAAAACCGAGGUAACACUGUAAAAAAAAAAAACCUGAUAGAGCCAAGAGACAAUAACAGACUUUCAUUUUUAGGAGACUUUUUGCCGUAUAGCUCUAUUUUUCUAAUGUGUGUUCGCACAUCCAAAUAUUUGUACGAGAAGAAAGGAAUAAUAGACACUGUUUCUAUUUUUGACAGAGGCUUUAAACUUUAUUGGCUCUUGCCGUGGUCGACACUUGAACACAAGUGUCACAUUUGAAUGUAUGGCCAUGGAGAGAAUGUACUGUGAUGAAGCCCAAUAAAUUAGUACAUUGGC
Molecule: messenger RNA, 7891 nt
Organism: Entelurus aequoreus (snake pipefish)
Lineage: Eukaryota; Metazoa; Chordata; Actinopteri; Syngnathiformes; Syngnathidae
Gene: wscd2
Product: WSC domain containing 2
Exons: 9
Coding region: 1237-2931 (564 amino acids)
Molecular function (GO): sulfotransferase activity
Source: RefSeq, a predicted model, not a curated record